AACCCAAGUUCCUCUUUGUCUGCACAGUAGAGACCAGUGAAGCCAAGGACCAGAAUGGGAUGGCCCUGGAGCUUGCUGAAGCUGGUUUGAAGCAAGUAGGACCUGUUCUGUCCUAUCCAGGUCUUAACAGGACUUGCUCUGUCUCAUCCAGCUUGCUUUUCAGAGAACUGAACGUUUAUGUUCCUGUAGCUGUCUUGGUCCUUGGGAGACAUUGCAUGGUGUUUGGUUUCUUGGAGAUGUUUCAGAGUGUUUCAUUGUUAGGAGACGUUUCAUGGUGUUUUGUCACUGGGAGAUGGUCCCUGGUGUUCUGUUGUUGCCCUUCUCAGGCAGAUGUGCUGGAAUGUGGGAUAACAUGAGCUGCUGGCCUUCGUCCGCGGUGGGACAGACUGUCAAUGCUCAGUGCCCUGAAUUCUUCCAGAUGCUGACCGGGAAAAAAGGUUUUGUCUACCGAAACUGUACAAGUGAGGGUUGGUCAGACCCGUAUCCAAGACCCGAUAUUGCUUGUGGCUACAAUGUCAAUGACACAACAAAUGAGGCAAGACGUUCCUAUUUCAUGACUCUGAAGACCAUGUACACCAUUGGAUACUGCACCUCUCUUGUGACGCUGAUGAUAGCCUUAGCGGUCCUGGUCUCUUUCAGAAGACUUCGCUGCACGAGGAACUACAUCCACAUGCACCUCUUCACAUCGUUCAUCUUGCGAGCCUCAUCCAACUUCAUCAAGGAUGCUGUUUUGUUUUCCUCUGAAGACACAAAUUACUGCGGGGCAUACACGGCAGGGUGUAAGCUCACCAUGGUCUUCUUCCAGUAUUGCAUCAUGUCUAACUACAGCUGGCUCCUUGUGGAGGGACUGUAUCUCCACACUCUCCUGGUUAUUUCUUUCUUCUCGGAAAGGAAAUUCUUCUGGUGGUUCACCGCCCUGGGAUGGGGUGCCCCAGCUGUGUUUGUGGCCGCAUGGGCAACUGCUAGGCAACUCCAUGAAAAUAUUGGGUGUUGGGACAUUAACACUAAUGCCAAUACCUGGUGGAUCAUUAGGGGCCCUGUAGUUUUGUCUAUUUUUAUUAAUUUCAUUCUUUUUGUCAACAUUUUAAGAAUCUUGAUGAAGAAGCUCAGCUCUCCUGAAGGACGGAGCAGUGACUUCAACCAAUACAAGAGACUUGCGAAGUCAACGCUCCUCCUCAUCCCUCUCUUUGGGGUCCACUACAUCAUCUUUGCUUUUUUCCCCGAAGACACAAGCAGCGGCACAAUGGAAAUUCAGCUUUUUUUUGAAUUGGCUCUUGGAUCAUUCCAGGGCUUCGUCGUGGCUGUGCUUUAUUGUUUUCUUAAUGGUGAGGUUCAGCUGGAAGUUCAGAGAAAAUGGAAGCAGUGGCAUUUAAGCAAACAACUGCGUCAGCAUCUUAGCACCUCAGCGAGUAACGGGGGAAGCGGCUUCACUCAAGAGAUGCAGAUGGUGAGGUCCAGCCCACCAGAGCGCAGGAGAGGAACCCUCCAAAAAUCAAGCGCGCUUUAACGCCGUAUGCCUAGAGGAUACCUCCAUGCCCAGAUACACAUGGUUAAAUCCCAUGGACCGUGCUGGGAGUCUUGUGUAUCCAAAAGCAGGACUUGGCUGUAGGCCAAUGUUUCUUGAAGCACAUCUGUUCGUUUAUAUCCUGUGUAGCACCUGAGUUAUUUUGCAAGGCAAAACGGGCCAAAACGUUCUGCUCUUCCUUGGGUUUCUGGCCACAGUCAUUUGUGUUUCUUUCCACGCCAAUAUUUUUCAGCUGCUAUUUCUGCUUUAAAUGUGACCUUUCAUUUUCCAUGUGGUUCUCCAACAUGUUCCAGGCUAAGCCCAGCUAGUGAGUAUUAGAUGUUCUCUGUUUCUUCUGCUGUUGAUGAUGGGAGGACACCAAAUUUCAUACAAUGAAGGUUACAUGCCAUCCUUUAACAUAGCCCAUGGGUUUGAAAUGAAAGGUUAAAUCAUCCUUAAAAUUUACCAAGACUCAAAGUCUUUCUGUGUGGUGAUGGAUGGUGGACACGAAGAACAUAAAGCACAGCUGAGCUCCUGUGUCUUCUCUAACUCUAUAACCAUUGCUCACAUAUGCUCCGGUGUCAGGUUCAGACAGUUUUCUUCCUUUGUGUCUUCUAACAGUGGAGAUCUCAGAAAUAGUAGUGGCCCAGUUUGGAUCUUUGUAUCUUUUUGAAAUGGUAAAAAAGCUACUAUAGCAUAUUCCAAGGGUGGCCAAGAAAACUUCAUUAAGAUGGGUCUUCCCUAUUGGGUCUGAACCUGAGACUUGUCCAGCUAGUCUUUGAAUGGAAGCAAUGAAAUCCCUUGAGAGAUUUAAAUCUCAAUUAAACUGGACAGUACAAGGUCUCUUGUGUAAAAAACCCACCAUAGUGUCUGGCAAAAAUCCCUUCAGAGUCCACAGGACUUAGCGUGCUGAAAUCCGCAAAGUUACACACUGUAAUACACUGUCACAAGGUAUCUGAGCUUCUGUUAACAGCUUUCUGUUCUUAAACAUAAAAUUGUUAAGAAAAUUUCCCUAGUUUGAGUAGGAAAGGGAUAAAGGAAUUCAUCCAACAAA
Messenger RNA from Columba livia (rock pigeon), 2558 nucleotides. It is a transcript of the gene SCTR, whose product is annotated as secretin receptor. NCBI's taxonomy places the organism in Eukaryota, Metazoa, Chordata, Aves, Columbiformes, Columbidae. Gene Ontology annotation, molecular function: secretin receptor activity; peptide hormone binding; vasoactive intestinal polypeptide receptor activity. The transcript is spliced from 11 exons. Gene Ontology annotation, biological process: adenylate cyclase-modulating G protein-coupled receptor signaling pathway; cell surface receptor signaling pathway. The coding region runs from base 272 to 1507 and encodes 411 amino acids. Gene Ontology annotation, cellular component: plasma membrane. The record is from RefSeq and is a predicted model, not a curated record.